Colletotrichum fioriniae is the source of this 582-nucleotide messenger RNA. Lineage: Eukaryota; Fungi; Ascomycota; Sordariomycetes; Glomerellales; Glomerellaceae. The record is from RefSeq and is a predicted model, not a curated record.
AUGGCUCCCCAAGCAUUGAAACUUCCGUCGCCUACUUGCAAGUAUCAGCCGCUCAAUGAUGAGACUGCAACCAACCCAUCUGCAACUGCCAAAGACUCCACCACCAGACAGCCAAGCCGGCUUUCAACAGCACCAAAGCAGAAACUGAGCUGCGGCAGCAGCGUCGCCGAAGCCCAGCAAGCAGGAUGCGCCUUUGACGCUCUCGCCAAAGCCUGGCUGCCCACCGCCUGCCCCCGCUACGGCCUAGCCGAAUUCGAAGCGGCGGCGGGCGCAACGCACAACCAAUCUCGUUGGAGAUACUGGCGGGACCAGGCCGGAGAGGAGGAGCUCAGCAUGGAAGACCUCGCAUCUCUCGGGAGGAGCGAGAAAUGGUGGGGCACGGAGCGGGAACACUUGACGCACUGCGCGUGGAUGCUGGUUCGAAAGGCGCGCGCAUUUGCCGAUGGUGGCAGGGUGGAUAAGCUGACGGCGGACUUUGAUCACUCCAAGCACUGUACCAUGCUUCUGCUGUGGAGGGCGCUGCAGGCUGAGGGGAUUGACGAGAUGGAUACGAGCGGAAACGUUGUGUUUGGAGGAUGCUGA